UGAUCAGUCAUCUUUUCUGGAACCUAAAGUUGAUCCCCGUACUCUGUAUCAAAAAGACAAAGUGUUUCAAUAACUGAUAUAUUUUCGGGUAAUUACUUAGGUCAAGUCGCGAGUAGCUCGUGGUGUUUAAACGCGUAAAAAAUCAUCGGAAGUCUCCAUUUGACCUACGUGGUGUCUGUGAGUUUUGAAGGAGGCCAUCUUUGCAAUCUCCUAUCAGAGGUCCUUGGCUCGAGGUUUCAUUGUCUGGUGAAAAGCCAGUAUUUAUUACACAUACACUCCGUCAAAUGGCUUUAAAACGAAUUAAUAAGGAACUACAAGACCUCGGCAGAGAUCCUCCCGCACAAUGUUCAGCAGGACCUGUUGGAGAUGAUUUAUUUCACUGGCAAGCCACAAUUAUGGGACCACCUGAUAGUCCAUACCAAGGAGGAGUAUUCUUUUUAACAAUUCAUUUCCCAACAGACUAUCCGUUCAAACCGCCUAAAGUUGCGUUUACUACAAGAAUUUAUCAUCCAAACAUAAACAGUAAUGGUAGCAUUUGUCUUGAUAUACUACGUUCGCAGUGGUCACCAGCACUUACAAUUUCAAAAGUACUCUUAUCAAUCUGCUCACUUUUGUGUGACCCAAAUCCAGAUGAUCCAUUAGUACCAGAAAUCGCUAGGAUAUAUAAAACUGACCGGGAAAAGUACAACGAGCUAGCGCGCGAGUGGACUCGCAAAUAUGCUAUGUGAUGCCCCGGCCCCCAAACCCCACACUUCACACUUUAGAUAAAAACAACUUAUUUAAUUGCAACACUCGGAGGGGAUAAGCCAGCGUCGAUUAUUUCUGUCAAGUUGUAUAUUUGCUUUGGACUGUGCUCCCUCCGCCACUUACUACCACAGUAUCCAUUGGGGUUUAAAGUGUUCAAAAAUCAUUUAUAAUCUACAUUAAAUUUGAAAUUACUUUGUUUGAAUUGAAUAUAUUGUGGUUGUAAGAAGUCAAGUGUUGGGUUGCGUUUUUCUUUCCCACUUGCACCCGACUUCCUUGCUGGAGUAGUGAAAGUGCGUGUUGCUUGUUUGUUUGAUAUAAACACUUGGCAGGCAUUUUUAGUACUUGAUGAUUUCAACGUCGGGUCCCGGAUUUUCUAUCCAGCGUAUGGAUGACACUCAUAUACUAAUAUAAUUGUUAGAUAAAUUAAUAUGUAGGUUUUGUGGUUCAACUAGGUGUAUUGUAAUAAAUGAUUUUUUUCUCUA
Tribolium castaneum (red flour beetle) is the source of this 1229-nucleotide messenger RNA. RefSeq names its product effete (gene eff). Gene Ontology annotation, cellular component: nucleus. Gene Ontology annotation, molecular function: ubiquitin conjugating enzyme activity. The record is from RefSeq and is a predicted model, not a curated record. NCBI's taxonomy places the organism in Eukaryota, Metazoa, Arthropoda, Insecta, Coleoptera, Tenebrionidae. Gene Ontology annotation, biological process: protein polyubiquitination. Bases 285 to 728 code for a protein of 147 amino acids. The transcript is spliced from 5 exons.